AUGGACAUCGAGGACGACAAAAAGAAGCUGAGGUCGGCGACGAGAAGUGUCGAAAAGCUGAAAAAGCUGCUCAACGGCAGCAAUGAAAACUGCGGCAAGAUGUGCGAAAUACUGACUCACUUUGAUGAUCGCCUGAAGAAGCUAGAGGAAACGGUCAAGCCGGUGUACAAGGAGACAAACAACCUGCAAAAACAACAGGAGAACAUCACCUCUAGUCGAGCCCGUCUUGACUAUGUAAUCAAGUUCUACACCGUCGCCGGCGAAGUGGAGUCUACGAUCAUCAGCGGACCUGGAGCAACCUCUUUUGAGCUGUACCUUCGGGAGCUGGAUCGCCUUACCGAGGCAGUGCGCUACUUCUUAGAAAAUAAUCCAGAGAGCCCGGAGAUGAUGAAUGUUAGUUCACUGCUGGAAAAGGGCGGAACAAACAUUGAAAAAGAGUUCAGAUCGAUACUUUCAAGGCACAGCUCACCAUUGCCCAUCAAGACUAUCAUCGACUUAGUGACCAGUUCUCGGGAAAAGGAGUCGGAUAAUAACAAUCAAAAGUCACCUGAAAAGUCGCAAAGAGAAGCCACAUCACAGGUGAUUGAACGAAACAUUUCCGACAUUCUACCGGAAAAAAGUCGCAAUGAGCUGAGAUUACUCUCCGAUUGGCUCUGUCUGAACCGCAACGAUGACUUUAUAAGCGUCUACUCUUCCAUUCGUUCUGAUGUUCUCCUUAAGUCACUGAACACCCUUCGCCAACACCUCAAAACAAACAGUCUUCCUGCAGUGAACUCCGGCAGUGAUCUGGGCGUCAACGUUAGCCCACUGCUUGGCGGUCGACGGAAUCUUCACCUCGGAAAGAGUGACACCCUGCAGUUUCGCCGUACAUCAGUGAUGCCAGACUCGGCGAGCAAACAGCAGUCGGGUGGUUUAAUGCGUCGCCUGCAGGAUGUGGGCAUGGAUAUGCUGAGUAGUAGUGCCACUAAGGAGGGCUACAAGUUUCAGCAGACUGCCAGUAACAUCCAACCAACUUCAGACGCUUCAGAAACGACCGUUUCAGAGCGAGAGAUUGGCUCCUACGUCACCUCGGUGACUGGCCUCUUCAAGUUGAUGCAACUUGAGUUGAAGCUACUCGAAUCGAUCAUUCCGCAGAAUGUCCAGCGAAAGAUUUUCAGUCGCCUCGUCAUGAAGGCGCUCGAUUCUGUGUACCACGAGGGCGAGUCACUGUCCUUGCGCGUCAAGCGAUGCCUCACCACAAAGGACUUCUCCUCGGCUCUGUGCCUGCUGCCCGUUCUUCGCUUUCACGCCAACAUGCGACACAGCUUUGACCUGCUGCUUGACGGCUGUGAGGCGGAGGUCAACUCGAAGCUGCACUCGCUGACGGUGACUCUGCAGACGACCAUCUCCAAGUCGCUGGAGGAGUUCAUUGAGCACAUUAAAAGUGACCCCCAGCAGAAGGUGCCCAAAGACGGUACUGUUCACGAGCUGACGAGUAAUGUGAUGCUCUUUCUGGUGCAUCUCAAGUCCUACCUGGACAUUCUCUCGCGAGUGGUCACUGUCACUGAUAUGAAGGCCAUGGAGGCGUGUCCCGACAAGAAUCGGUUCGCCUUUGCGCAAUACAUCUUUCGCGUGCUGACAAGUCUCAGUUUGACGAUCGAGAAAAAGUCCGAAAUGUACAAUUACGACGAAACACUGAAGGCGAUCUUUAAGUUGAACAACAACUACUACAUUCUGAAGACACUGCGAAAGAGUGGGCUGCUGGAGAUUGUCUCCUUGUAUCCGCGAUGCGCUGAAAUUGAGUCCGUCUACGAGGAUAACAUUGGCAGCUACAAGCGCAAGUACUUUGAUAGCUGGAACAAGGUGACCAUUCACGUGAUGGACAAUCCAAUGAACCAGCGAACGGGCGCCUCGCAGCACUACGCCAGCACACUACCUCACUCGCAGUCAAUGAACAUUGGUCUGUCUGCAGCGGGCGGCAGCAGCUUCCGCCUGAAGGACAAAGACCGACAGAUGAUUAAGGACAAGUUCAGUAGUUUCAAUAAGGAGUUUGAGGCAAUAUACAACACACAGAUGAACUACGCCAUACCUGAUCCGGACCUGAGGAAGGAGCUGAAGGAUGAGAACAUUCGCAUAGUAGUCUCCAAGUACAAUCUCUUCUAUGACAAGUACGAGAAGGUGGCCUUCACGAAGAAUCCACACAAGUACAUCAAGUAUAAUCCUGAUCACGUGGCAGAGAAGAUUAACACUUUCUUUGAUUAG
Molecule: messenger RNA, 2241 nt
Organism: Rhagoletis zephyria (snowberry fruit fly)
Lineage: Eukaryota; Metazoa; Arthropoda; Insecta; Diptera; Tephritidae
Source: RefSeq, a predicted model, not a curated record